Molecule: messenger RNA, 378 nt
Organism: Triticum dicoccoides
Lineage: Eukaryota; Viridiplantae; Streptophyta; Magnoliopsida; Poales; Poaceae
Product: sacsin-like
Exons: 2
Coding region: 1-378 (125 amino acids)
Molecular function (GO): Hsp70 protein binding
Source: RefSeq, a predicted model, not a curated record
AUGGAUCCGGGCGGAACGAUGCUGGUGGAGGACUUCGGGCGGCGGGUGGACCUGACGCGACGCAUCCGCGAGGUGCUGGCCAACUACCCAGAGGGCACCACCGCAUUGCGGGAGCUCAUGCAGAACGCCGACAACGCCGGGGCCUCGCGGGUUCGCCUCUGCCUCGACCGCCGCGCCCACGGGGCCUGCUCGCUGCUCGCCCCGGCCCUCGCGCAGUGGCAGGGGCCCGCCCUGCUCGCCCACAACGACGCUGCCUUCACCGACGACGACUUCGCCAGCAUCUCCCGCAUCGUCGACAGCAAGAAGGCCUCCCAGGUCUGGAAGACCGGCCGCUUCGGGUAUGCGCCCUCCCUGUCCCCCCUCUCUCUCCCUCAGUAG